GAUCACUUCCGCCUCUAGGGUCAGGCUCCACCCACGCCCGGCAUCACUCGCGCAGGUGGAGUCAAGAUGGAGGAGUACGCGCGAGAACCUUGCCCUUGGCGAAUUGUCGAUGAUUGCGGUGGGGCCUUUACGAUGGGUACCAUAGGCGGUGGUGUCUUUCAGGCAAUAAAAGGUUUUCGAAAUUCUCCAGUGGGUGUAAACCACAGACUACGAGGGAGUUUGACUGCUAUUAAAACCAGGGCUCCGCAGUUGGGAGGUAGCUUUGCAGUUUGGGGAGGUUUAUUUUCCAUGAUUGACUGCAGUAUGGUUCAAGUCAGGGGGAAAGAAGAUCCCUGGAACUCCAUCACAAGUGGUGCCUUAACAGGAGCCAUACUGGCAGCCAGAAAUGGACCAGUGGCCAUGGUUGGGUCAGCAGCGAUGGGUGGCAUUCUCCUAGCUUUAAUUGAAGGAGCUGGUAUCUUGUUGACAAGAUUUGCCUCUGCCCAGUUUCCCAAUGGUCCUCAGUUCACUGAAGACCCUUCUCAGCUGCCUUCAGCCCAGUUACCAUCUUCACCUUUUGGAGACUAUCGACAAUAUCAGUAGGACUUCUUUCCCAGGAUUUCUGUAACAGAAUGAGCUGUAGUUCAAGAAGGAAUUUCAGAAGAUAAGUUAUAGUCUGUUUUUAAAGCCACAGGUGGGACAGCUAUGGCCAAAUAGGCUUUGAAGAGACAUUUAGCUCUUUUUUCUAUUUAAGGGAACAUUGCAGGGGUGGGGCGAAGACAUUAAAAGAUAAUACAUUUAUUUAUUCACAGUUGGAUUGCAUUUGUGAUCAAAAUAAAUGUCUAAUACCUUUAAAAGAAAAUAUAAUAAAUGCUUAGAAGAUGAAGGACUACAGGGCAAACAACAGUGAGACGUGAUCAUCAUUUCUUUGGGGAUUUCUCUGCCUGGUUUUGUGUGUUCUGUCAGCCAAACAAUAAAAAACUGGAAUUCGCUCUUUCUUUUAAGAUAAGUUGUACAGUUCUACUUUUCAACCUCGAAUACUUCAGAUAAUGCAAAUUGUGUUGAAAAUUGCAUGAUUUAUACUUAGGCUCUCAUCUCACUUGAAGUAAAUUAUGUAUGAGAAGAAUUAUACAGAGUUAACACGGAUUGUCUCACAGUAGAUACUGUGUGGAUUGAAGGGUGAGAUGAAGUACCCUUUACUUUGAAAGUAAAAUAUGUGAUUUUUUGGUUUUGAAGAUGUCAGAUGUAAAAUUUCCUUUACCUUUGA
Mustela lutreola (European mink) is the source of this 1246-nucleotide messenger RNA. RefSeq names its product translocase of inner mitochondrial membrane 17A (gene TIMM17A). Gene Ontology annotation, cellular component: TIM23 mitochondrial import inner membrane translocase complex; mitochondrial inner membrane. The transcript is spliced from 6 exons. The coding region runs from base 67 to 582 and encodes 171 amino acids. The record is from RefSeq and is a predicted model, not a curated record. NCBI's taxonomy places the organism in Eukaryota, Metazoa, Chordata, Mammalia, Carnivora, Mustelidae. Gene Ontology annotation, molecular function: transmembrane protein transporter activity. Gene Ontology annotation, biological process: protein import into mitochondrial matrix.